Molecule: messenger RNA, 1160 nt
Organism: Ooceraea biroi (clonal raider ant)
Lineage: Eukaryota; Metazoa; Arthropoda; Insecta; Hymenoptera; Formicidae
Gene: IFT43
Product: intraflagellar transport 43
Biological process (GO): intraciliary retrograde transport
Cellular component (GO): intraciliary transport particle A; cilium
Source: RefSeq, a predicted model, not a curated record
CCAUACUCCCACCACUGAAAUUAGAGGUAGUUUCCAGACCUGUAUGUAAGACCGUGCUUUUAACGAUUAUUUAACCUAUUAAUUUUUCCCGAGCCACAUUUGUAAAUUUUACUACCUUGUUUUACGCACAAAAAGCUAUUGAAUGAAUAUGAGUGCACGAUUACACUUCAAUGCAAGUUCAUUAAAAGAGUAGUGUUGUCAUGGUUACCAUUCGCAAACAUAACCAAUAAAUUGUCAUUUACUGAUCAAAUGUAUUAUACUGUUAUACAGUGUAUUUUGAAGUUGCCUUCAAUAUAGCUCUUUCCAUUUUUGAUGCUUGUUUUUCGAAAGUGCGUUAAAAAGUUACGUUGCAAACAAAAUGGACUGGGCUAACGAUCUUGAAGUCACUUCUAAGAAGUUGAUACCCCGCCUAGGGAGACGUGCUGGUCAAAACUUGCAGGAAGAUAAUAAAUCCGACGAUGAUCCACUAGAAAGUCCUAUUUCUCUGUCAUCUGGAAAGUCUAUACCUGCACAGAGGCCAGUAGUACCGCCGCGUUCCAGGAAAACUGGCUGGGGUGAUGAAUUAAAAAGUGGCAAGCCAAGAAUGGCACCAAAUGUCAUUGAACAACUGCUCUCUAGGGAACGUUUCCGAGCAAUCGAGAAAGAGGGGCAAGAAGACGAUAUUCCUGUCAUACCAGAUUUGGAUGAAAUUCAGGAGGAUAAUGUCUCAUCUGAGAUUGCAAGUGUCCCUGCGAUUAAUGCCAACAGAGUGACUGCAUACGAGGAACUGGAUACUGAUUUGGUGAAGAACGCAGCAUUUACAUCGUUAGAUGGUGUUAGCCUUUCUGUUCUCGCUGAUAAAUUGUACAAUGAAAAUUUAGUGAAGGAACCCGACGAAGUUUGGAAUUGGAAUCUUCUAUUUACGCAAAUUUCUUCUGAAAUUAAUAGUGAAACGCAAAAGAAAAUAGAAGCUUAAAAAAUAUCCGCACACUCUCUGCUUUUUGUUUCUAUCGCAGUCUCAUUACUCUGCCAGAGGCAUUUUAGUGGCAUGCAUCGUUUAUUAAAUUUAUUAAAUAUUUAUUUAAUUGUAUUAAAUAUUAUAAAUGUUUAUGGGUGCAAAGGUUUUCUCCGCUCACUUCACACAUUUAUUGUCUUAUUCAAAAAUAAAAAGUAAAGAAUAA